AUAACCACUAAACUAUGAAAUAUUGAAACCAAUCAUUUAAGGCACACUACCUUAACACCAUUAAUUCAUCAAAUCUAUGUCUCUAUGACCUCUCUUUCAUGCAAAAAUCCAACUACUACACAAUAACAACACUAGCUCCAGUAGUAGCUCACAUAACUGGCACCAAUUCAGCUACUGUGUUGGAAGAUAAAUGACUCUGCUUAGAGUAUUACGUUUGUGUAUACUCUGUUGUGUUUUGUCAACACUUUGUUUCAUUACUAAAUGCGGCGGUUCAGAUGUAACUGUGAAAUUCUUGAAAGCACCCCAUGCAUUCUCUCACUUGAACUCAGCAACAUUUGCUUUUGAAGUUCUUAAUUCUGGUAGUAACCGUUCUUGCGCAAAUUGCAGCCUCAGUUGUAAGCUUGAUAAUGGGAUCAGAUCAGUUUGUACAAAUGGGAGAGUUACGUACUCAAGCUUGAAGGAUGGAAAUCAUACUUUUGAAGUCUGCACCAAUGGACAUCAAGGACUCUUUGGCUGUGCUAGCCAUAACUGGACUGUUGACACAAUUCCACCAACAGCAUAUGUUACAGCCGCAACAUCUUUCACAAGUUCUUUAAAUGUUUCAGUAAAUAUAUCUUUCAGCGAGCCAUGUAUAGGUGAAGGUUUUAGAUGCAAGUCUGUGAAUGCCUGCAAUCUUCUUGUCUAUGGUGCUGGCCAAGUUAUACCAUCUUCCUUUAAAAUUCUGAAGCCAAACCUCAUGUAUUCUCUUCUUGUUAGUUUAUCCUCUACUGUUCAAUACAGCCGAGCAAUCCUUGUAAUGGAUAAGAAUUUCUGUACUGACAUAGCUGGUAAUAGCUUUACAAGAAUGCCAAAUUCAAGUGUUUAUAUACAUAUUGACAGAAGAAAGGUGUAUGUCAACAUCAGGACUCAUGUACCCGAAAAGCUAGUUCAAAUUAACAGUGAAACUAGAACAGUACAGGCAACUAAUGAUCAUAACAAGCUAAAGGUGUAUCUGUACUUCUCAGCUCCAGUUCUAAAUUCAUCUACAGAAAUCAUGAAUUCUCUCAAAGUUAGCCAGGGUUCACUCCUUCCAACUAGUGCAGAAAAUCUUGGAAAUCGUAGAUUUGGGUUCAUGAUUGCCAAUAUCUCCUCCACUGCUAUAAUCUCGGUUAACUUCAAUUCGAAGUCAAUAAUAACCAGACAAGGGACUCAAGUUUCUCCAAAUGCCCCGGUUAAUUUUCUAUAUGAUUCUAAGAGACCUGCGGUGAUGUUGAGUACACAUAGAAUGAGGACAAAAGAUCACAAUAUUCAAAUAUUAAUUGAAUUUGUCAAGCCUGUUUUUGGAUUCAAUACCUCUUGCAUAUCAAUUUCAGGAGGCUUAUUAAAAAGCUUUCACAAACUAAAAUGGAGCACAUACAUUGUUGAGCUACAAGCAGAUGAUGAUUUUGUAUUUGUCAGUGUUCCAGAGAACGUAACUCAUGAUGUUGCUGGAAACAAAAAUCUAGCUUCCAAUGUUCUACAAGUGAGGCACUACUCGGUACCUCUCAUUUCUUCUGUGAUUUCUGCAUUUGCAACUGCUACUUUUGGGCUGACAUCGAUUGCUGCGGGCCUGCUAACUAUCUCAACUGCAAGCCUUCAAUCUGUUGAUACAUUCACGAGAUCGUCUUCUUUCUUGAUCGUUGAUCCAGCAAGGAAUCUAUUUAGAAUUCUGUGCCAUAUUCAAGUGUUUGCACUAGCUAGAUGGUUAUCAGUUAAGUGGCCAGUUGAAUUUUAUGAAUUUUCAAGGCAUUUGCAAUGGACCAUACCCUCUUUUUCUGUGCCGUGGGAAUCUGGACCUAUGAGCCUGUUCAUGGUAGGAUCUAGUCCUUUUGGAAGCUCUAGUUCCUCCGCUAAAGCUUUGGCAACAAUUCCAAACAUGCUGUUAGGUCAGAAUUUGAAUUACGGUGCUUCAGUGUACGGAUCACCGCUUACUUCUUCAGAGUACCAGCAAUAUUUUGAGAGCACAAAUAUGAAGCCGGAAGCUGAAUAUAUUUUGGAUUCACAGCAUUCCAGUGGAUGGACAGAUUUUUAUAGAACCAUGUUUUGGCUAGCUGUGAUCUGUGGUAGUUUCAUGGUUCUGCAUGGUUUUCUACUCAUUAUCCUCAAAUUUAGGAAGAGAAAUUCUGAAAAGAAUGGAACAUAUGGAGCCCUCGUAUUCCCAAGAUUUGAGAUAUUCCUUUUAUUUCUAGCACUGCCUGGUAUUUGCAAGGCCUCUACUGGUCUUAUCAGAGGAGGAGCACCUGCAGCAAUGGCAGUUGGAAUUAUACUAUUGAUUUUUGUGUCCACUGUGCUUCUCGCAUUGUUCAUGUUCCUAUCAGUUGGAAUCACAUUUGGAAAACUUCUUCAAUACAAGGAAGUUCAUCAUGAAGGUGAGACAUUUCAUUGGUAUCAAGAGCUUAUAAGAGUAACUCUUGGACCAGGUAAAAGAGGCCAAUGGACAUGGAAAGAGAAAGCUAAAUCUGUUUAUCUAACUAUAUUUGGCCCUCUAUUUGAAGACUUAAGAGGUCCUCCAAAGUACAUGCUUUCACAAAUAUCAGGUGGAAGUCAACCAAGUCAAAAUGACCACAUUAUUGUCUCUGAUGAUGAAACAGAAGAUGCAGAAGCACCUUUCAUCCAAAAGCUCUUUGGAAUUCUCAGAAUAUACUUUGUGUUUCUUGAAUCCAUUCGGCGCGUUUCACUCGGAAUUUUGGCUGGUGUCUUCAUUCAUACACGAUCACAAUCGUCUAAGAGUCCAAUCAUUAUUAUGCUAUCUAUAACCUCUUUUAUGCUAUUUUUCAUGGUGCUAAAGAAGCCUUUUAUAAAGAAAAAGGUUCAAUUAGUUGAAAUCAUCUCACUCACAUGCGAAGUUGCAUUUUUCGCUACUUGUUUUGUGCUGUUGAAGAAAGAUUUUUCUGUGAGAACUGAGACUAAAUUUGGGAUUUUCAUGCUUGUGCUGUUUUUAGUAGGGUAUUGCUCACAGAUUGCUAAUGAAUGGUAUGCUUUAUAUGCACAAACAAAGCUUCUAGACCCUGAGGAGAAGUCAUUGUUUAGAGGUUUAAAAGUUGCUUCAAUUGGGUUUGUUUUGUAUUUCAUCCCUCAAAAAUGGAUAAAAAACUUGGAGAAGAAGUUACCGCAAAAUGGUCAUGCGAACAGCGAAACUCGAGACAAUGCUUUGAUUGCUGAAAGAUGUAUGCACUCCGGUAGUAGGAGUUCAGGUACACCUGAUAUACCAUGGUUGAAAAGAGUAAGGGAACUUGCAAAAGGUAGCUUUAGUAAGGACAGAAGUGGAGUUCAAAUUACUGAUCCUUCUACCAGUAGUACUACUAGAUGGAGUGGUUUUUGGGGAAACAAGAGAAGUGGUAGUUCUUCUUCUGAUUAUAAGCCAAAACCAAAAAAAGCCUUGGAUGAAGAUUUGGAAGCCAUUUUUGCUUCCAAGUCAUAAUACAAAAAAUAUAGUUAAGACUUUGUGGAUUUGCCAUCCAUAUAUACCUACCUGCAACCUUGUUUCUAGUGCUUAGAUAAUGUACAAUUUUUAUAUAGUUGAACCGGUUGAAUGUAAUAUUAUAAAACUCAGAUAAUUUAUUCACUCGAAUAAUGUAUCGAGUUGGGUUAUUAAUUCAA
Messenger RNA from Medicago truncatula (barrel medic), 3618 nucleotides. RefSeq lists its product as uncharacterized. The transcript has 13 exons. Bases 191 to 3439 code for a protein of 1082 amino acids. The record is from RefSeq and is a predicted model, not a curated record. NCBI's taxonomy places the organism in Eukaryota, Viridiplantae, Streptophyta, Magnoliopsida, Fabales, Fabaceae.